AUGAAAUAUAUAGCAAUAUUCAUUUAUUUAUUAUUAAUUUUAAUUAUUCGUAUUGAUCAACAACAAGCUAUUCCUCAUAAUUUUUUGUCUAGAAGAUAUUUUCAAUCUUAUCCAUUAUCAUUGGAUGAUACAAAUAAUGAUAUUGAACAAACACAAUACGAACGUCUUAAUGAACGUGAUUUUAGAAAUUUUCUUAAUGAUCCAUCACUAUUUCAACAACAACGACGUUUUGGUAAUACUAAAUAUGGUCGCAGUUUAUUCAAUAAAUAG
Rotaria sordida is the source of this 270-nucleotide messenger RNA. Lineage: Eukaryota; Metazoa; Rotifera; Eurotatoria; Philodinida; Philodinidae. The record is from the annotation of a GenBank genome assembly.